AUGUUUAACUACGCUGAGGCACCAGUGACACCAAAACCACAUCACAAUGACCAAUGGUUGAAAAUACCACGACCAACAACAGACUUGUAUCAACAAACACUUCUCCACACAAACUAUUCGCAACCACAGAAACAAAAACAACAGCAACAACAACUGCAACCACAACUACAGCGACGACGACAACAACGAACAACACGCGAUAAACAAUUCAAAAUGGUAGCGGAUGACAAUGUUCAGCAGCAACGUUUUAACACUCAACUGAACAACGCCAAUAAUGUGGGAACAACAACAACAACAUCGAAUGCCCCAUUCCCAUCGUCAUAUACCAUUACACCGGUCAUUUCACAAAUUCUUGCAACCCCAAUGAAAACAUCAGCAACAGCUGCCAGUAAUGCCAUUACUUCAACACGUUCCCCCUACAUGUUGUUAACAACGUCAGCAGUAACAGCUGUAACCUCAACAUUGGUCAAUAGCAGCAGGGUGGGCAGUGGUGCAGCCAUGAUUGCAUCAGCAGCAGCAUCUCUACCACCGACGACUCCAGCUUCUUCUUCCUACCCGCUAAACAUCAGCUAUGCAAUGACCUCGUCCAGUGCAUCGUCAUCAUCAUCAUCAACACCCACAACGAUGUUACCCUCAACAGGAUCUGUGUUCUUUGAAGGUGAUCUCCUGCCCACGGUAUUUGUCAGUGGCAAUGGCAAUGGAAACAGCAGGAAUAACACAACCAGCGUAACGGGUAUGAUGGAGGACGAUGAUAAUUUGAAUUCGUUCUAUUUUUAUGAG
Messenger RNA from Musca vetustissima, 780 nucleotides. RefSeq lists its product as uncharacterized. The transcript has a single exon. Lineage: Eukaryota; Metazoa; Arthropoda; Insecta; Diptera; Muscidae. The record is from RefSeq and is a predicted model, not a curated record. The annotation marks the transcript as partial.